UUAUUCUUUUCAGGAUUUGCAAGUAAAGAAUAGCAAGCAGAAUGGCUUUUGUGAUGUUAUAAAUGAUAUUGUUGCAGGCGGUAUUUUACACACACUGCAGCCAAGGUUUUCAAGUUUUGAAUUGAAUUCAGCUAUUCUUUGCUUUUCUAUUCUAUUCUAUCUCCUCUCAGUUUUCCCUGAAAAUUAGGAGUAGUUAUUCUAUUUCCUAGGAGCUGCAAUCCUCAAUUUCAACCCAAAAAAGAGUUGAAAAUGGCAUCCGUGCUUGCAGAAGGUGUUGUUAAAAAAGUUUGUGAGAUGGCCAUCCAACAAGCGGCUAAUGAGGCUAAAAUACUCUGCAACUCCACAGAAGACCUUGAAUGGUUGCAGAGCAAAUUUAUGGAAAUCAAUUGUGUCCUGAGUGAAGCCGAUGAAGAGAGUAGUAGUCAAAAGGAGUCUGUAAAAAACUGGCUUCAUAGAGCUCGGGACAUUGCCUGGGAGGCAGAGGACAUACUCGAAGAAUUUGCUGUGGAUUCUCUGUAUGCCCGAAACCAAUUUUGCUGUUUGAGUUCAUGUAGUCAAUUGAUUCUUCGCCAUAAAAUGGGCACAAGAAUUCAAAAGGUCAAAGACCGGUUGAGCUCCGUUGUUGCAGAUGGAAACCAACUGAAUAUAGUUCGUGCUGCUGUGCCUCACGUAGAUGAAGCAGAAUCAUCAAGUAGAUCCCACGGGCAACAGUUUAAGAGAUGGAGUGUCCAAGAUUCGAAGCCAGUGGGGAUACAGUCCAAGAUUGAAAGCAUGGUGAGUUUGCUCGAAAACCCCGAAAUUCCAAUUAUUGCAGUGGUUGGGGUGGGGGGAAUCGGCAAAACCUAUCUUCUUCAGCAUGUUUACAAUAGUAGAAAAGAUAGGUAUGAGAAAUCUGCAUGCCUUUCAGUUUCUCAGUUCUAUUCUAUUUCCAAGUUGCAGCGUGAAUUGGCCUUUCAAUUAGAUAAAGAUUUAAGUAAGGAAAUGUUGUUCCUAUGUGAGGUGGAAGCAGCAGAUGCGAUUUAUCGCUUUGUGUUAGAGAAGAGGUGUCUUAUUGUGUUAGAUGAUGUGUGGAGGGCUACAAGAGGAGGUCAUUUGCUUGCUAAACUUGGCAUACCAACUGAAGAUGGUAGCCAAAGUAAAAUUUUGGUCAGCACAAGAAACAGAGAGGUCGUUGCAAAUCUCAAUGCUGAGAUCUAUGAGAUGGAACGUUUGACAGAUGAACAGAGUUGGCAGCUGUUUUGUGCUUACGGAUUUCCUAAGUUCGAGGAAAAUAGAGCGCCGGAGAACUUGGAGGAGGUUGCUCGUAAGAUUGUGAAGAAAUGUGGGGAGUUGCCACUUGCAAUCAAAAUCAUAGCAGCAUCUCUGGCGAGCAAUGCAUUGCUAAGUGAGUGGCAGUCCAAGUUGAGUAAGCUGGAAAAGGUAGGCAAUUCUAACGACCUUGUCAUGGAUAUUCUCAAGUUGAGUUACGACUCACUCCCUGCACAUUUAAAGACUUGUUUUGCUUAUCUUUCCUUCUUUCCGGAGGAUGAGGAAAUAGAGUGUGAAUAUCUCAUAUAUCUAUGGAAGGGAGAAGGAUUCAUUCCAACAGGACAGAACCCCUGGGAUUGUUUACAUCAGCUUGCUGAUCUCUGUCUGCUUGAAUUAUGGGAAGGAGGAUGGGAAAGAUGGGAGCUGGUGAAAUAUUGUAAAAUUCAUGAUUUAUUGCUUGAUCUGGCCAUACUCAUAUCCAGAGAAAAUAAAUGUGCAUUCCAUGUGGAGGAUGCCUUCUCAAAAUUACACUCUGUAAAUACAGGUGGUGGUCGCUGGUGUCGCCUAUUUUUGGCGAAGAAAGAUAUUGAUGAGGAUACCAUCUCAGAGAGACGCCCUGUUUUUCCCACACUUGUCCGCACACUGUCGCUCUCCUGUAAUUCCAAAAUUGGAAGAAGGAUUCCGGCAAUGUUGUUUUUCUUAAAUGGCCUAGUUAAAGGAAAGCUUUCGGCAAUGUUGUUUAGCGGUAUGAGAGUUCUGCGGGUUCUGGAUUUGAGCCAUACAAAUAUCACCACAUUGCCUGCAUCUGUUGGAGAGAUGAAACUUCUCAAAGUCUUGAAUUUAAGGAACACAAAGAUUAGGAAGAUGCCCCAGUGUGUGAGAAGCCUUAAGAGUCUCUCUUAUCUUGAUGUCUCUAGUUGCAGUCAAUUGCGGCAUAGGCAGGCACCGAAAUGGAUAAGUGAACUGAGGUGUCUUCAGCAUUUGGAAGGUCCGUUUACGAGACUGCCAAAGGGAAUGUCAAAGCUGGAGUCUUUGAGAACACUGCGAACAUGGACUUUGCACCUGUCCAAAAUUACUUGUAUGAAAUGUGGUGUGUUAAGGUUAGAGGAUGUUGGCAAGAUGAGGGAGAUUGAGGAAAUAGAGUUUUAUGUUGAGGAUGCAACACAGUUGAAGAAGAUUGAAGAAGGGAUCCUUGCGCCCUUGGGGAAGAUGCGUCGGCUGAAAGUAUACAAUAAAAUCCGUGGAAUGCGAGGUGAAUCAGGAUUGGAUCUUCCACAGUUUCCGGAGAGAAUGAAUGCAAUGAGAGAUCUGGAACAUCUGGAGCUAGACCAUUUUGCAGUGCCAACUUGGAUAUGUUGUUUGGCAAAUCUCAGGUACCUCUACUUAUACUAUUGUGAUUGCAGUAAUUACCCGGAAUUACAAACAAUGCAGAAUCUAGUGGUUUUGAGGUUGUGGGGGGACAAGAGGUGCAGAGAAUUGCCAAGGGCGUUUGGAAAGUCGGGAGGGUUUCCACAGCUACGCUUCUUGGAGAUAAGUGAGUUCCCUGAAUUGGAGGAGUUUCCAGAAAUGGAGGAUGGAGCAAUGGCAUACCUGGAGGAGUUGGAAUUGUGUAGUUGUGGGAAGCUGAAUAAAGUGGGAGAGGGAUUGGAGGGGUUGAAAAGACUCAAGAAGAUCUCUUUAUUCGACUCAGGGAUGUCUGAAUUGAGGGAAAUGCUGAAGGAAGGGGGAACAUAUUGGAAAAAAAUCAAAGACAAAAAUCCCCAUAUAACCAUUGAUGUGGAGGACGUGUUUGCAUGAGUGGGUGUUUUUUUGGGCAUAUAUUGAGAGACAUUUAAAAUCUAAAUAGCUAGUCAAUAUUUGAUUAUAGAUUUUCAAUUAAAAAUU
This is a messenger RNA of Cryptomeria japonica (Japanese cedar), 3132 nucleotides long. Its product is annotated as putative disease resistance protein At1g50180. The transcript has a single exon. Gene Ontology annotation, biological process: defense response. The record is from RefSeq and is a predicted model, not a curated record. Gene Ontology annotation, molecular function: ADP binding; protein binding. Lineage: Eukaryota; Viridiplantae; Streptophyta; Pinopsida; Cupressales; Cupressaceae. Bases 250 to 3045 code for a protein of 931 amino acids.